AUGGACCGUGAUCAUGAUCACGGUCCUCAGGCGCCCGCUAGUUAUCCAGACCACUAUCGACCUCACCAGACCGCCACCCCGCGAGGCAACUUUUCUACCCCGGAAAUGAAUCGGAACCACCAAAACUACCAGGAAAAGGACAAUCUUGUACAUCCGUCGCGAGAAAGUCGUUUUCCUCGCCUUGAGGUGCGGCGCUAUGAGACGCGACAGUAUGGGGCAGCAGCAUACGCCCAAGUACGGGAUAAUUCUGCGCAAAACCCUAUCACACCGCGAAACCUACACUAUUCCGAGCGACUCAAUCGUACACAAUACAGCCAAGGGCGAGACUACGAUAUGCGAGAGUGGAGGGCAGAAAGCAAUAAGGCAUCAUUUAAUCCGGCACAAAGUCCUGCCGUACCCCGACCCAUUCCCACGGCCGGUGCAACGGCAUUAGAGAAUUUGGUCGACCACACCAAAAUUUACCUUCGAUCAAUCAAGGCGAAAAACAUACACUCUGUAGUGAAAACGUUCUGGACUCUUGAUAUCGCACCUAACAAAUACCCUCUAGUGAAAGAAUUGUGGUCUAGUCUUGAAUUUUCGCUGAACCUAUCCGUCGAGAAAAACCUUCGCGGAACUAUCACGAGGAAGUUCAUGUAUCUACACUGCACACCACGGUCGUCUAAUGACCGAGCUUGCCUACUCUUCCAUAUUCUUCCCCUGGAAGAAGUGUAUUUAAAAACCCAUGACGGGAAGCCAUCGUCUUGGGUUUGGUUACAGUUGUCCUCACCCGGCACACCUUCUGGUACUGAAAGUAUUCAAGAGGAGAACUGGCGUACAAUUUUGAAGAAGAUUCAUUUAAUGCUGCUGGAUGCUACUGCUCUUCCCUCGACGUUACAACUGGAGUUAGAAAAUCAGGGCGAUGUAAGAACUAUUCACUCGUUCUUUAAUGGCGGAUCCGCCGCAAAAAGUACCGCCAAAAGUAAGGAAUCCGGGGCUAUGAAGAACGCCCCUGUCGUCGACAAUGAUACAAACACCACCGAGGAGCUACAGCAAGAGAAUCCGAAACUCUUGCCCACCCAAAACGGUAUUGUCAACGGUGGGGGGCUGUUUACUGGAGGGGCAUCUGGAGUCGAUCUCGAAGCCCCUCGGGGGCCACGGCAAAAGAACUCGGUACCCAAAAAAAAACCGACCCCCAAAAAGAACUCAUUUCCCCGAAAGAUCUCGACUCCCCAAAACCCCCGGUUCACCCAAAACGGUACCGCCAACGGCGGAGCAUCUAGAGUUAAAACAAAGUUUUCUGACGACAGUAAUAUUGAAAAACCAGUUCUGCCACGGCAAGGGAAGAGAAAGAAGCAAGAGCCAGAGGUUUCUGAAACCAGCGUGAGCGAUUCCGAACGUCCCCGACAAACUAAAAAGAAGAAGCUAGACCCCGUGCCAAAAUCAGAACCGCAACCAGAGCAGGAACGAAAAAUUCCGGUUGUUAGUAGUGAUACCGAAUCCCCGAAGGAGGCACGACAGAGGAAAAAGAAGCCACUCCCAUCGGAACCGGAGCGAACCGAGGAACCACGGCGGAAAAAGAAGAAAUCACUGCCCUCGCAACCGCAACGCAAAGCUCCUGUUAAUAAUGACAGCGACAGCCCGGAGGAGCCUCGGCGGAAAAAGAAGAUGAUCCUGCCAUCAGGACGGGAGCGAGGAGUUGCUGUUGACAGUGACAGUGACAGUGACAGUGACAGUGAUACCCCAGAGGAGCCGAUACAGAGGAAGAAAAAGAAGGCACGACCAUCAAAACCACGACGAAAGGCUCCCAUUGACAGUGACAGCGACAGCCCGGAGGAGCAACGGGUAAAAAAGAAAAAGAAACCACAGGCUCUUAUUGUGCUGAGUGACAGCGAUACCCCGGAGGAGCCAAAGCGGAAAAAGAAGAAGUCACGGCCAUCAGAACCAGAGCCAGCCCCCCCAGCACCACGCGGGAGGAAGCCGAAACAAGAUAAGGCACGAUCUAUGUCUAAAGCGCCACAGUUAGAACGCACAAAGUCAAAAAGGAAGAAUAAACAGACUCCACCGCCUUCGCCGUCACGCUCCCCGUCACCAGAUCCAAGAACUCCGCCCUCGAAUAAUACCGAUCUCGAAAAUUUGCAGAAACGCCUCGCGGAAAUCGCCGAAGCGAAGAAUGAACUAUUUGUGGAAGAGCUGGAACUCAAGGCAAAGAUGUUACGGCAGAGAAUGCACAACAACAAACUGAGUGGCAGUGAAGGGAAGUCGCUCGGGCAUUUCACCUGCUCUGCCUGUGGCGAGUAUGGGCAUAGGAAGGAUUCGUGGAAGUGCGAAAAGCACCCGGGGAGGCAGAGAGUGUUAUGA
Molecule: messenger RNA, 2337 nt
Organism: Morchella importuna
Lineage: Eukaryota; Fungi; Ascomycota; Pezizomycetes; Pezizales; Morchellaceae
Exons: 1
Coding region: 1-2337 (778 amino acids)
Source: RefSeq, a predicted model, not a curated record